Molecule: messenger RNA, 703 nt
Organism: Branchiostoma floridae (Florida lancelet)
Lineage: Eukaryota; Metazoa; Chordata; Leptocardii; Amphioxiformes; Branchiostomatidae
Product: cell adhesion molecule-related/down-regulated by oncogenes-like
Exons: 4
Coding region: 48-683 (211 amino acids)
Source: RefSeq, a predicted model, not a curated record
CUUGACUAUACCUCUCCUUCUGUACAGCGAUAACUUCACUCGGAACCAUGCCCAUCCCUGUUCACGACGAGGGGGACCGUGGCGGCCCGGUCGACGUGAACAUCUACGGCGGAGCCCCGGAGAAGAACAGCCCCGUACUGAGUACCCGUGCCAGCAGCGACAUGCUGUACCUGAUCCUGGGGGUCGUGCUCGGGGUCAUGGUGCUGGUGCUCAUCAUCUUCAUCGCCAUGUGCAUGUGGAGGGCUCACCAUCACCCCACGAAAAUGGACCUUGAGAUCAGCAAAAGGCAAUGCAUGGAGCAGUACCAGAAGUCUAUGAUGGACGGAGACCUGGGCAUGUACAGCGGCAGUGUGGCCGACAGCCUCGCACACCCCCACCCACUCAACGGGCUGGAGUACAGCCACUCCCUGGCCAAGCUGGAAAAGGAAGACACGGAAUCUGUCUGUCCAUCACAGUGUGCUUCUUACAAAAAAUGCUGUGUAGAGAGAGACAAUGGGUCCAUCUGCAGCGUUCCCCCACCGCGCACCUUUUACCAGAACAACAACCGGAGCCAGUGGUCGCUCCCGUCAGAAAGCCGGUGUGGACUCAGUGUGGGGGAGGAGGAGGACAACUGUGACAGUCUCCCUCGAAUGACAUACAAAUAUCCAUAUUAUAAACCAUCUUACAGGCAUGCAGGUCAGUAGUGAUGUUGGAACUCUCUCUC